UGUGAUUUUACGGUGAGUUGAGUUUUGUUUUUAAAAUGCAAGUAUGAUUACGAGAAAAUGUCGGAGGAUAAGGAACGUUAUACUUUGUCUAGUGCUUAUUAUGUGCAUUAGCUUGAUGAGAAUGAAUAACGAUCAAACUCAUGACGAAUACUGUCCUUCUGACACUUUAUUUGAAACUGUGUAUCUCUUCAACUCAAUAGCUGAAGCUAAAUUAGAAUGGACAUCAGUUGAAUAUAUUGUGAUUAAUGUUCUUGAUGGUUCUACUUUCCAAUCAAUUUUCGAAUGCUGUAUAUUUAGUGAAAACAAAUCAAGUACGCAUCGAUCAAAGGCAACAGUCAAAGACAGCUUUACGCAUAGAUUGAUGAAUCCUGGACUACCGGCUAAGCAAUACCAGUGCCCGGUAAAGAACAUUAAAUUCAAGCCAGUACACAUAGGACUGGUUGAGAAUGGGAACCCUUGCGAUCCAUGUAUUUCAGUCACGUCUGUCAUUUAUCCUAUAGUUAUGGAACAUGGUGCAGGAGUGUGUGCGAAAAUUGCUUUUGAUCAUCUCAAUCCUACAAAUCUAAUUGAAUGGUUUGAAUACCAGAUAAUGAUGGAUGUAGAUACUGUUGUCGUUAUGUUGCAAUAUAUAAAUGACGAAGCAUUCAAAGUGUUUAGGUACUAUCAACAAAUGGGUUUAUUAAAAAUGUUGCCAUAUCCAAGAGUGCUACCAGGAAAACCAGAUCGUGGAUUUGAAUCAACUAAUUGGCAUAUUGAACAAAGCGGUCAUGAUGAACAGGUUGCUGUUUAUACAUGCCAGGCUUAUUUACAAGGCUAUGAACUAGUAGCAAUCAUCGAUUUUGACGAAUUCAUUGUGCAAGACAAAUUUAUAUCAUACAAAGCCAUGCUAAAGUCGGAAUUAUUACCAUUGUAUCCGCAGGCUGCAGCAUUUACAUUCAAUGUAUCUUUCUUCAUAACAGACUGGGGAGUUUCCGGAGUAGAUCACCUACUUACAAGUCGAUACAUACGAAGAACAACACCUCGAUAUGAGCGUUAUAAAAAUAUGUACAUUCCACAAAGAACACAACAUGUGAACACACAUGAAGUCCAACCAAAACCUGGAUACGAAAGUUAUUUCUUUCGCACAUAAUUCAACUGUUAAUGAGAAAACUGGAAUGUUGUAUGGUGUAUGGGUACUAGCGUACGGUAAAAUAGUGUUCUCAGGUAUUCGUAUGGUGUUAUGGUAUUAUUAUUUUAUGAUUUAUGUUGUAUUAUAUAAUGAUGUAUGGUGUUAAUGGGAAGUGUUAUAACUCUAAGACUGUGCAAUAUAGACACACAAAUAUUUAUUUUUUUGCACACAAUAUCUCAUCUACAAAAGGAUUAAUGGUCCUGACUACGAACUGAAAAGGUAUUGUGCAACUGAAAGACAAGAACUUGCAGUAGAAUCAGAAAACCUUUGGAUCAAAACAACAAAGUCCGACACAAGCAUUGUACCACGAGAGUAAAUCACUAUUUCAUUUUAACAACAAACUGAUAUUGGAUAUUAGUUGAACACAUGUAUUUGAGUAGCUUUUUUAAAAUAAAAACGUCAACGAUUACAAUACAGGAUGAUGCAGCUAUAAUGUAUCGAAAACAUAAUAUAUUUGUUGUUAUCCUCAUCAUUUUAACCAUAUGUUUUUCAGAAUAAUACUUAGAUCCCACAAUGUUGUUUUGCAUCAUUAUAGAACAUGUCCACAUGAGCGCAAGUGGAAAUACUGCAUGCAGUUUACACCAAUUAUUGAUAGGAAGAUGCUUCAUUUGAAGUCAAAGCUACUCAGGAAUGUGAUGGGUGUAAAAGAGCAAAUUGGUCUAAUCUGAUGUAAAUAACGAGGAGAAGCAAAUACAAUGUGUUAUUGUUAGAAUAAAGACAAUGUAUGUGAAAUGACCUGGGAAAUCUUCAAAUUUUGAAAAAUGAGUUUGUUCUUCAGAAUGUUCUUUUCGUUCAGUUUUGAUUAUUAUCAUCUAUUGAAGUUAAAGAUGAUAAGCGUAACUUAUGAUGAGGAUUAACUGCAUUGUACGUAUAAAUCAAUGAAAAUUGAAAAACCUCCAGGAAUGAGGGGUCCUUUCAUCAUUUUUCCGUCACAGCAUUUUCUAAAAUAGUCAUCACCUUGGGUAAAUACAUAUAUUUAUUAAUAACAUUUCAUUUAAACUAGAAAACUACUUUAAUACCCCUUCGAAAUGUUAACAUCGAUAAUAACAUCGCCAGACGAGAUCGCGGACAAAUCAAAUACGGCAGAGGUGUCUCUUUCAUUGGAAAUCAUACCACAUAUUUUUUGUUGUAUAUUCAGCUGUUACUUUUUUUCGAUUUUCUGGGUUAACGAUUCACCCACCUGAAAAAAGGAAACAAUACAGUUUGUCUUGUGGUUUCCUUGGUGUAUUUAAUGGCUCGAAAUGCCGACCAUAAAGUUUGUAUUUGCACUUUAAGUCAUGGACUUUCACAAAGGUACAGUUGAUUCCUAAAGAAAUUGUUAACUCAAGGUAUUAACACUUGAGGACCCUAAAUAAAUCAUCCCUACUUAUGGCAUUUUUUCUAAAUGAAAUUAACAUACCUAAUAUAGUUUUGUUUGAUCUGACUAUUAGAUAGAUGAAUGAUAUAUAUCUGCCUUUUCAUUUAUAAACAUCAAUGUAACCAACAUCUUUUUAUUUAUGCAUGUUUCUUCCUCCGAUAUCUUUCAUCAUAUUGGGCGUCCGCAAAUAUUGACACCUGAAUAGUCAAAAACGACAGUUUCAAAUGUAACAAGAGUUUACAAUUACAUGACAUAUAUUAAUAAUUUUUCAAUAUGGAUAAUAAUAGUGGCACAGAUUAGAAUUAAUCCAUGUUGUUUUUUCAAAUAUUGGCGUUGUCAGUUUAUUUUCGAUCUAUGUGUUUGACUGUCCCUCUGGUAUCUUUCACCCCUCUUUUAUAUAUAUUUAAUAAAACCUCCUACAUUUCAUA
This is a messenger RNA of Mytilus californianus (California mussel), 2953 nucleotides long. RefSeq lists its product as uncharacterized. The record is from RefSeq and is a predicted model, not a curated record. The transcript is spliced from 5 exons. Bases 44 to 1129 code for a protein of 361 amino acids. Lineage: Eukaryota; Metazoa; Mollusca; Bivalvia; Mytilida; Mytilidae.